GAUAUUUUCAAUUACGAAACGACUCUCCGAAUACUUUGAAACUUGUGCCUUAGAUCCUCUUCAAGCAAGGAGGAUGGUUCAAUCUGCUAUUGGAAAACUUAAGAUGAUCCGCAGAGAUUUUCCAACUGUCCUGAAUAUCGCCACAAAGUUCGCAAAGAAAGCCAAGAACAAACGGGCUUCCUUUAAUACCGAUGUUGCAGUAGAAGAAAGGAAACUACCUUUCGGUAAAAAAGAUGACACUGACAAUAGGGCGAUGGAUGCUCAUCAAUAUCAAGUGAAUCUAUUCAAUGUCGUAAUGGAUCAAAUUGUAACAAGCACCAAUAGUACGUAG
Molecule: messenger RNA, 331 nt
Organism: Paramuricea clavata
Lineage: Eukaryota; Metazoa; Cnidaria; Anthozoa; Malacalcyonacea; Plexauridae
Source: the annotation of a GenBank genome assembly